UCCCUGGUAACAGGCUCAGCUGCUGAACUCUGCUCCUGGGGGGACUCUGGGGCCGGGGGGAGGGAGGAGCCAAGGCUGAGGUGUGACACUUCUCGCACCCAUGGGUGCUGCUGCCCCACGUGCUCUGGGAUGGGCAGAUGGGUGGCACCAGGUGUGGGGAGGGGAUUGCCAAUCCUGUCCCGGUGACGCACGAGGAUGUCUCUGGUAUGGCUCUGUGGGAAGGUAGUGGGGGGCUCUGUGGGAAUGGCUCUGUGGGGCUGGGGGGGCUCAGGACUUUACGUGCUGCGGGGUGGGCUCUGGGACGGGGCUGGGUGCAUCCCGUUUUGCUGGGCUGGGGGGAGGUGGGGGAGGUGGUGGGUCCCCAUAGGAUCCCCUACCCCAUAGGAUUCCCCAUGCUGCAGGGGGUCCUCAUGCUGAGUGGGGUCCCCUGCCCUUGGGCUCCAUCUUUCUGGGGUGGGGGCUGCUCACAUCACCUGUUGGUGGGCUUCGUGCAUCCAGAACCGCCCACUCCCUCCGGCUGAGGGUGCUCCAAUGGGUGCCCCAUCCCACUCGCUGCUGGCGUGGCCCUGCUGCGCCUUGGGCUAUUUGCUCUGUGUGGAGCAGCAGCUGCUGGGCAGGACUGGCUGCCUGCACCUCUCCCGGAGUUCUCAGAAAGGAGGCGGAAGUGGACUUGGGAUCAAAAGGUUGCAACAAAGAAAGGGAGGAAGUUGAGCGUAGCAGAGAGGGGGAUGGAACGUGGGCACCUCUGCAUCCAGGCGUAAUUGUGAGUGAUGCUCCCGGGGUGGCUGUGGGACACCUGGAGACCCUGCCCAGGUGGCCCCACGUGUGCUGUGAGGUGGUGAUGCCUUCAGCCUCCGCCGUCGCCAUCAGCACACGGUGCAGCGUGAUCCCAUAAAUGUGGGACAUGCAACCCCAGCUGUGCUCCCUGUCUUGCAGACCCGCUCCCUGUGGCGUUGCGCACUGCGGAAGUGGGCUUUGCUCACGAUGGGGACCCUGGGGCUGUGCUACCUGCUGUCCCCCACCUCGUCCUCGUGGCCUCGCGCAGCCCCCAGCCCCGCACCCACCUCCAUUGCUGCCCCCAGCCCCCUCCCGGCUCUGCCCAGCAUCACCCCGUGCGUUGCCAAUGCUUCAGUUCAGAACAUCUCUGGCUUUGCCAAACUGCCCAAGCAAUCCCAGGACUUCAUGCUCUACCAGCACUGCCGUGCCUUCCCGCAGCUCCUCGACGUCCCCGGCAAAUGCGGGGGUCCCGCAGCCUCCUCCAACAUCUUCCUCCUCCUGGCCAUCAAAUCCUCCCCAGCCAACUACGAGCGGCGCGAGGCGAUCCGGAAGACGUGGGGUCAGCAGAGAACUUUGGACGGGGCGCAGAUCCGACGGCUGUUCCUGCUGGGGGUGGCCCCCGAUGAGCGGGACGUGACCAAACUGAACCGGCUGCUGUGGCACGAGCAGCGCGAGCACCACGACGUGCUGCAGUGGGACUUCAGAGACACUUUCUUCAACCUGACGCUGAAGCUGCUGCUGUUUCACACCUGGCUGCAGGAGCGCUGCCCCGGAGCGCGCUUCGUCUUCAAUGGAGACGAUGAUGUCUUUGUCAACACGGACAACGUGGUGUCCUUUACGCGGGAUGUCCCGAGUGAGCAGCACUUGCUGGCUGGGCAGGUGUUGACUAACACGGGGCCCAUCCGUGAUCCAGCCAGCAAGUACUUUGUGCCGACACAGCUGAUGCCAUCAGAGCUGUACCCGCCGUACUGCAGCGGAGGAGGGGUGCUCAUGUCUGCCUUCACCGCGCGCGCCAUCCAUCACGCGGCGCAGCACGUCGCGCUCUUCCCCAUCGAUGACGUCUACGUGGGGAUGUGCUUGGAGAGAGCCGGGCUGGCACCCAUCUCCCACGAUGGCAUCCGGCCCUGGGGGAUCAACGUGCCCCACUAUUCUGACCCGCUGGACCCCUGUUACUACCGGGAGCUGCUGAUGGUGCACCGCUUUGCGCCCUACGAGAUGGCCAUGAUGUGGCAGGCUGUCCGUGAGCCCCAGCUGCGCUGCGGGAGGAAGGUGCGCAUCUUCUAGGAUGGACCAGGAGGGACAGUGUCACUGCUGCUGCUCGAGGGGUUGUGGGAUGCUGCUGUGGGGCUGAGCUUGGUGGGGUGCUGAGCCUCAGCUCCAGCCUGUGGCUUUACUGCAGAUGUUCUGCCCGGCUCUGCCCCAAAACUGUCAAUCUUGUGACUAGGUGCUCCUCUUAGUGCAAUAAAGGAAUGCAGUCUGGAGAUGAGGGCUCUGUGCCUGCUGCCAUCCCACGGUGCAGAGGGGCUCAGUGGGGAGUGGGAGCUCAGGGUCCACCCACCCCUUGUCCCCCAUGUCUGCUCAUCCACUCCGGGUGGGCAGAGACCUGAGGUCCCCUCUCCAUCCUCAACCACACAAGCAUGAGAUGGGACACCCCA
Meleagris gallopavo (turkey) is the source of this 2432-nucleotide messenger RNA. Lineage: Eukaryota; Metazoa; Chordata; Aves; Galliformes; Phasianidae. The record is from RefSeq and is a predicted model, not a curated record.